UUCCAUCUCUGCCUUCUUUUCUUCUGAUUCUCUUCAACUCACCUGAACCUCUCCGACUCAAUCCCUCUCUGCCUCCGCUUCAAUCUUCCUCAAUUGUUCACUCAGAAAUUGGCAGCGGCUACGCGUCGCCAAACUUUUCCUUGCAGAUUCGGCUAAAGGACUGCCCAAAUGGGGGGAGGAAUGGAAGCGAACAAGAACAAGUUCAUAGAGGAGUGGGGUUCUGCAAGAGAGAAUCUUGAGCACAACUUCCGUUGGACACGCCGCAACUUUGCCCUUAUUGGAUUGUUCGGCAUAGCCAUCCCAAUCUUCGUCUACAAGGGUAUUGUCAAAGAAUUUCAUAUGCAAGAUGAAGAUAACGGUAGACCAUACAGGAAAUUUAUGUGAGUAGUGAGAGAAAUGCUCUCGAACAAUGUUCAAUGAAGAACUAAGUUUCAUUUCCUGACAUGAAUGAAUUGUUUGCACUUUUAUUUGUAUUGUGGCGAAGUGAUGUUAGCAGCCAGUUUACUUUGUUUUAGAGUUGUAUUUUUCCAUUUUCAUUAAACUUUACCUUUUUCUGUUGUGAGCAUUGAGAGAAAUGCUUAAUAGAGCCAAUUUCUUGAUAUAAUAAAACUGUUUGCACAAUAAAAGCGGUGUCAAUGUAAACAGGCACUUUGGAA
This is a messenger RNA of Cannabis sativa, 656 nucleotides long. RefSeq lists its product as uncharacterized. NCBI's taxonomy places the organism in Eukaryota, Viridiplantae, Streptophyta, Magnoliopsida, Rosales, Cannabaceae. Bases 169 to 384 code for a protein of 71 amino acids. The record is from RefSeq and is a predicted model, not a curated record. The transcript is spliced from 2 exons.